Molecule: messenger RNA, 378 nt
Organism: Knipowitschia caucasica
Lineage: Eukaryota; Metazoa; Chordata; Actinopteri; Gobiiformes; Gobiidae
Source: the annotation of a GenBank genome assembly
AUGAGAUUGUUUUCAGAGACCGGCCUCUCACCCACUAAAGGAGGGAGGUGGAGGGAGGUGGAGGGAGGUGGGGGGAGGUGGGGGGAGGUGGGGGGAGGCGGCGGGAGGAGAGGGAGAGAACAACGCGACAGACAAUCACUGCGAGACUCAGAGUGGGACUCAGCCUCCUCCUCCUCCUCCUCCUCCUCCUCCUCCUUCUCCUCCGCUGCUGCCAACAUCUCCAUUCAGGACUUUCCAGGUUCUGAGCGGCCAUUUGUGAGUCUGACCCGUGUCCACGCCACAGGGAUCAAUCAGGGGCCUUCAUCCUCCUCCUCCUCCUCCUCCUGUCCCCCCUCCUCCUCCUCCUCUUCAGAACCACAGGAGAAGUGCAGUGAAUAA